CUCACUGAAGAGAUCUCUGUUCUCGAGAUCGCGAGAGGCGGAGGUUACCUCGCUAUCGAGAUUCAGCGAGAGAACGAGAGAGAGAGAGAGAGAGCGCCGAGAGAGAGUGAGAGAUAAGAAAUCUGAAGAAUGGAUUUGGAUGAAGAGUAUGAACAGCAGUAUAAUGAGGAGGAAGAGGAGGAGGAGGAGGAGAUAACGCAGGAAGACGCGUGGGCGGUGAUAAGUGCGUACUUUGAGGAGAAGGGUCUGGUUAGGCAGCAGCUUGACUCUUUCGACGAGUUCAUCCAGAACACUAUGCAAGAGAUUGUCGACGAGUCUGCUGAUAUUGAGAUCCGACCCGAGUCUCAGCAUAACCCCGGUCACCAGUCGGAUUUUGCCGAGACUAUCUACAAAAUCAAUUUUGGACAAAUCUACCUUAGUAAGCCCAUGAUGACAGAGUCUGAUGGUGAAACUGCAACCUUGUUCCCUAAGGCUGCAAGGUUAAGGAACCUUACAUACUCUGCUCCACUCUAUGUGGAUGUCACCAAGAGAGUCAUCAAGAAAGGGCAUGAUGGUGAAGAGGUUACUGAAACUCAGGACUUCACUAAAGUUUUCAUCGGGAAGGUUCCUAUAAUGCUUAGAUCAAGUUACUGCACAUUGUAUCAAAAUUCAGAGAAAGAUCUGACAGAACUUGGAGAGUGCCCAUAUGAUCAAGGUGGCUAUUUUAUAAUCAAUGGGAGUGAAAAGGUUCUGAUUGCCCAGGAAAAGAUGAGCACCAAUCAUGUCUAUGUCUUCAAGAAGCGGCAACCAAACAAGUAUGCAUACGUGGCAGAAGUUCGGUCAAUGGCAGAGUCUCAAAACAGGCCACCGAGUACCAUGUUUGUGCGAAUGCUCUCACGAACUAGUGCAAAAGGGGGUUCUUCGGGUCAAUAUAUUCGUGCCACACUUCCAUAUAUCAGGACAGAAAUUCCUAUUAUAAUUGUUUUCCGAGCUUUAGGUUUUGUGGCAGACAAAGAUAUUCUCGAACAUAUCUGCUAUGAUUUUAAUGAUACACAAAUGAUGGAGUUGUUGCGGCCCUCUUUGGAAGAAGCGUUCGUAAUUCAGAACCAACAGGUUGCUUUAGAUUACAUUGGAAAAAGAGGGGCUACAGUUGGUGGUGUUUCAAAGGAGAAGAGGAUCAAGUAUGCCAAAGAUAUCCUUCAGAAAGAAAUGCUUCCUCAUGUCGGGGUUGGAGAAUAUUGUGAGACAAAGAAAGCUUACUAUUUUGGCUAUAUCAUCCACCGGCUUCUAUUGUGCGCACUUGGCCGAAGGGCUGAGGAUGAUAGGGAUCAUUAUGGAAACAAGAGAUUGGAUCUUGCUGGUCCUUUGCUUGGUGGUUUAUUCCGAAUGCUUUUCAGGAAGUUAACUCGGGAUGUUAGAUCUUAUGUUCAAAAGUGUGUUGACAAUGGUAAAGAUGUUAAUUUGCAAUUUGCAAUCAAAGCCAAAACCAUUACAAGUGGCCUUAAGUAUUCACUGUCUACUGGAAACUGGGGACAAGCAAAUGCGGCAGGUACAAGGGCUGGUGUUUCUCAGGUGUUGAAUCGCCUGACAUAUGCCUCAACUCUAUCACACUUGAGAAGGUUGAAUUCUCCAAUAGGACGUGAAGGGAAACUCGCUAAACCCAGGCAAUUGCACAAUUCUCAAUGGGGGAUGAUGUGUCCUGCAGAAACACCAGAAGGACAAGCAUGUGGUCUGGUGAAGAAUCUAGCAUUGAUGGUGUAUAUAACAGUUGGAUCAGCAGCAUAUCCAAUUUUGGAGUUUUUGGAGGAAUGGGGCACAGAGAACUUUGAGGAAAUAUCUCCUGCUGUCAUUCCACAUGCCACAAAAAUAUUCGUCAAUGGUAGUUGGAUUGGAAUCCACCGUGACCCUAAUAAGUUGGUCAGAACACUUAGACAGUUAAGAAGACGGGUUGAUGUCAAUACAGAGGUUGGGGUAGUUCGUGAUACCCGUUUGAAGGAACUACGGAUAUACACUGACUAUGGCCGUUGCAGUCGCCCAUUAUUUAUUGUUGAGAAGCAACGACUUCUCAUUAAGAAGCGAGACAUACAAGCAUUGCAAUUAAGGGAAUCUCCAGAAGAAGGUGGUUGGCAUGAUUUGGUGGCCAAGGGAUUUAUUGAGUACAUCGAUACUGAAGAGGAAGAAACAACUAUGAUAAGCAUGACCAUUAGGGAUCUCAUACAAGCAAGAAUGAAUCCAGGGGAGGCUUAUUCUGAUACGUAUACUCAUUGUGAAAUUCACCCCUCACUAAUAUUGGGUGUCUGUGCUUCCAUUAUUCCUUUUCCUGACCAUAACCAGUCUCCCCGUAAUACGUACCAGUCGGCUAUGGGAAAGCAGGCAAUGGGAAUUUAUGUAACCAACUAUCAGUUUCGUAUGGAUUCGUUGGCGUAUGUGCUGUAUUAUCCUCAGAAGCCGCUUGUCACCACUCGAGCUAUGGAACAUUUACACUUCAGGCAGUUGCCUGCUGGCAUUAAUGCCAUUGUGGCCAUUGCAUGUUACUCCGGAUACAACCAAGAAGAUUCUGUCAUCAUGAACCAGUCAUCCAUUGACCGUGGGUUCUUCAGAUCUCUAUUCUUCCGCUCGUAUAGGGAUGAAGAGAAAAAGAUGGGGACACUGGUGAAAGAGGACUUUGGUCGCCCUGACAGGUCCAACACCAUGGGGAUGAGACACGGAUCCUAUGACAAACUGGACGAUGAUGGUUUGGCCCCACCUGGGACUCGAGUCUCUGGUGAGGACGUGAUAAUUGGCAAAACUACCCCCAUCUCCCAGGAUGACGCACAAGGGCAAGCUGCCCGUUACACCAAGCGUGACCAUAGUACCAGCUUGCGUCACAGCGAAAAUGGGAUGGUUGACCAGGUCCUACUGACUACAAAUGCCGAUGGGUUGAGGUUUGUGAAGGUGAGGGUUAGAUCGGUACGGAUUCCUCAGAUUGGGGAUAAGUUUAGCAGUAGGCAUGGUCAGAAAGGGACUGUUGGCAUGACCUACACACAAGAGGACAUGCCCUGGACUGUGGAGGGCAUCACCCCUGAUAUUAUCGUCAACCCCCACGCUAUACCUUCGCGUAUGACCAUUGGUCAGCUGAUUGAGUGUAUCAUGGGAAAGGUUGCGGCCCACAUGGGGAAAGAAGGAGACGCCACUCCCUUCACUGAUGUCACUGUGGACAACAUAAGCAAGGCACUCCACAAGUGUGGGUACCAGAUGCGUGGGUUUGAGACCAUGUACAAUGGCCACACUGGGAGACGUCUCACGGCUAUGAUCUUCCUGGGGCCCACUUACUACCAGAGGCUGAAGCAUAUGGUUGACGACAAGAUCCAUUCUAGGGGGAGGGGACCGGUGCAGAUUCUGACACGGCAACCGGCAGAGGGCCGAUCGCGUGAUGGAGGGCUGCGGUUUGGGGAGAUGGAACGUGAUUGCAUGAUUGCCCAUGGGGCUGCUCAUUUUCUCAAGGAGAGAUUGUUUGACCAGAGUGAUGCCUAUAGGGUUCACAUCUGUGAACAUUGUGGGUUGAUUGCCAUAGCUAACCUCAAGAAGAACUCUUUUGAGUGCCGAGGGUGCAAGAACAAGACCGAUAUUGUCCAGGUUCACAUUCCCUAUGCCUGCAAAUUGUUGUUCCAAGAGCUCAUGGCAAUGGCCAUUGCGCCAAGGUUGAUGACGAAGGAUAUCAAGCAAGCGAAGAAUCAAAAGAAGAAAGGUGCUUGAGGAUGAUGAAUUCAAGAGGGAGCCUUUACCAUUUUAUUUUGCAAUUUUUUUAAAUUUUAUUUUAAAGAAGGGUCCUAAUGAAACGAGGACUGAUGUAUAAAGGUUUACAUUGCAUGAUGACAUGAAAAGAUGGAUGUUUCAUAUUC
Cuscuta campestris is the source of this 3860-nucleotide messenger RNA. The record is from the annotation of a GenBank genome assembly. NCBI's taxonomy places the organism in Eukaryota, Viridiplantae, Streptophyta, Magnoliopsida, Solanales, Convolvulaceae.